Messenger RNA from Armigeres subalbatus, 2604 nucleotides. RefSeq lists its product as uncharacterized. The transcript has 2 exons. Lineage: Eukaryota; Metazoa; Arthropoda; Insecta; Diptera; Culicidae. Gene Ontology annotation, molecular function: nucleic acid binding. The record is from RefSeq and is a predicted model, not a curated record. Bases 1 to 2604 code for a protein of 867 amino acids.
AUGGCAGCGUUGCACAAGGCAGCAGAAGCAUUCGAGGUUAAGUAUCCAGAAGCGGCAGAGCGAAUUAAACGACACACUUACGUUGACGAUCCAACAUCUGGCGCGGACUCUGUGGAGAAGGCUAAGCGAAUAAUCAAGCAAAUCAACGAGAUACUUGGUGCGGCAGGUUUUACUCUCCGCAAAUGGAGUUCAAACUCAGCUGAAGUAUUAGAGUCUCUAUCAGACAUCAACAACAACUCGAUGGCGAUACAAUUCCCGGAUGAACGAAACACCGUGAAAGCCCUUGGGACGCAUUGGGUUCCAGGAGAAGAUGUCUUUACAUUUAAGGUGACUAUGGCAAACGACGGACCGAACACAAAACAUCAACUGCUAUCGGAUUCUGCCAAACUGUUCGACCCAUUCGGAUGGUUUGCACCAGUGAUAGUACGAGUCAAAAUUCUCUACCAAAGGUGUUGGCUCUACGACCUUAACUGGCAUGACGCAUUACCUCCUGUCAUCGAGGAGGCAUGGAUGGAAGUGAAAGAAAACCUACAUCAGCUGGAGCAAAUCAAGAUACCAAGAUGGGCGGCAAACUACAACGGCCGCAUUGAACUACACGGGUUUUCUGACGCUUCAGAGGAGGCGUAUGCUGCUGUGAUAUACUUGAGGUCAGUGGACAGCAACGGCGAGAUCAAUGUUACUCUACUGGCUGCGAAGACGAAGGUCGCUCCAGUUCGUCAAGUUUCAAUACCGCGUCUGGAACUGAAUGCAGCUGAAUUGUUGGCAAAACUGAUGAAGCACGUAGCAGAACCUUUCAAAAGAUUCCACAUCGAGCAAUAUGCCUGGACUGAUUCCACCAUUGUACUGCAGUGGUUAUCCGAUCACCCCCGCAAGUGGAAUACGUACAUAGCCAAUAGAACUUCUUCGAUUUUAGACAUCUUGCCUAGGAAGCACUGGGCGCACGUCUCAUCAAAGGAUAAUCCAGCAGACUGUGCUUCUCGAGGCAUUUCUCCGCAAGAGCUUGUCAGCCAUCCGAUCUGGUGGACAGGUCCCGCAUGGUUGUAUGCCGCUUCGUCUAACUGGGGUCGAGACAUGCCACACGACACAUACGACGAGGAAACACUGGAGGUAAGAAAGCGUUUCCAAUCUCUCAAUGUUACGGUUAGUUUUCCAGCAUCGAAUAAUGUCAUCGAAAGAGAAAUCCUGGAGAAAAGAUCCGAUCUUACCACGGCAUGCUGGCAGCUCGCCCGUGUGAAUAGAUUCGUAUCCAAUAUGAAGAGUUUGAUUGGCGACACCAACAAAGUCACCGGUCCCAUAUUGCCAUCGGAGCUGCAUCGAGCUCGAAUGAAUUUCGUUCGACUAGCGCAGCAGGAGUUAUACGAAGGAGAAAUUAAAGCACUGAUUCGUGGGGAUGAAGUUCCUGCCAAAUCCAGCAUUUCGAGCUUGUACCCGUUUCUGGACGGCAUCGGCAUACUUAGAGUUGGGGGACGAUUGCAGCAUUCGAUGUAUUCCUACGAUAUCAAACAUCCGAUAAUCCUAUCGAAAGAGCACCGUUUCACAAAACUAUUGGUAGAGGAAAUCCACGUCAACAACUGUCAUGCUGGGCCAACUUUGAUCACAGCAACCAUCAAUCAACGAUACUGGAUCCAAGGAUGUCAAACAGCCAUCAAGCGAGUAAUUCGGAAGUGCAUGACGUGCUGUCGUCAGAAGGCGCAAGCUGCCAAGCAGCUUAUGGGAAGUCUGCCAGCGUCUCGAGUAACAGCGUGUCGACCUUUCGCCCAUGUUGGGGUGGAUUAUGCUGGCCCAAUAAUGGUGCGCUGCAGUAACACGCGAGGAGCACGAUGUAUGAAGGGAUAUAUCGUCGUUUUUGUUUGCCUUUCAAGAGCCUUUAAGAGAAUGAUUGCGCGCCGUGGAUACUGCAGUGAAAUAUGGUCGGAUAAUGGCACUAACCUGGUUGGAGCAGAUCGACAAUUGCAGGAAGUAUAUGAAAUGGUGACAAAGCACGCCAAGCAAAAGGAGCACUUCUUCGCAAAUUUAGGAAUCCGUUGGCGAUUUAUACCACCAGCAAGCCCGCACCAGGGUGACAUUUGGGAGGCUGUGGUGAAAAGCGCCAAAGAAUUGCUACGACCAAUCGUUGGUAAUGAGAAGCUGACAUACGAAGAACUGUCUACGGUAUUAUGUAAAGUGGAAGCCUGCCUUAAUUCGAGACCCCUCGGCUCUAUGUCGUCAUGCCCUGACAGAUUCGAGGCGCUCACGCCGGGCCAUUUUUUGGUUGGCCAACCUCUUAAUUCGUUGCCUGAACCAGACGUCACCCAUCUCAGGAUGAAUAUGCUCGAUCGGUGGCAGCGAGUUCAACGAUACACGCAGGACUUCUGGCAGCGCUGGCGAGAUGAGUACAUCGCUACACUGCAGCCCAGAGGGAAGUGGAAAACCAAGGAACAGAAUUUGAAUCCUGGACAACUCGUUCUCGUUAAAAACGAUAAUUGUCCGCCGUCAGCAUGGGAGCUGGCUCGCAUUGUCGCUGUACAUCCAGAUCAACAAGGAUUAGUUCGCAACGUCACGCUGCGCAGAGGCAAGUCGGAAUAUCAGCGCUCUGUCCAGAAGUUAUGUCCGCUUCCUGUUUGA